UAAAGAAUUUCCAAUUUGCAGAAAUUCCUUUGGCCAUCAAUAAGCACCUAGUUUGGUUGGAUUUCCAUCUCACUUCUAACCCAUCUUCACUGAUCUGAAUUCAUACAGAUAUCUCUCUUGCUGCAUUUGUAAUGGGUCUGGGUUUGUCACUGUUUUUAGAUGUGCAUUUGGACGGAAAGGUUGCUACUUUUUCAUUAAGAAGAAGAUAACGGUACAUCUUCAGCAAGGAUAUUUGAAAAGCUACAGGAUAGGAAUCAAAACCUGAAGAAGAUAUCUAUCCACAGCUUUUUCAGCUAAACAGUUAACAGCUUCAUUAGCUGACCGGGGAACAUACACAACAUUACAAUAAAAUGCGCUAUGAAUCUAAUAACACUUCAUUGUAUUUGAUUAUAGGUUUAUAACUUAGAAUCUCACUCACAAACGUGGCAUUACCCUUAUCCAACCAGAAUAUAGUCGACCGACCCUAUCACUUCCACUUAUUGUACCUGAAAUUUCCAACAUGCUUUGGGUACCUCGGACUACGACCUGCCACGUUGUUGGGAAAAUCACAUUGCAUUAAAGGCACCCAUUUAGUACCAGAUAAGGGCUUGUGGGUCUUCAUGCCCACUAGUGAGGAGUCAAUAUCAGAAUCAAUUUAAAGAAGAUGGGAAUAGGAAGAAGGAAGCUUUAACUUUUUCACUCAGCUUAGAGUUUUCCAGCCACAAGAUUAAUUACCAGGUUUGAACAUUGAUAAUAUUAUUGGUUUAGUCUCUUUAAGCAAUUCCUAGUUACUCAUUUUUGAACCCCAAACUCGGUGCUUAAACCAUCAGAACAAAAUUAUCAUUAUUUAGUUUCUUUUUGGAAUAACUUUUAUCUAUUUCAUAAAAGUUUCCUGUGACACUACGUUUCAAGCUUUGGGUAAAGAUGUUUUUUUAAAGGCCUGCAGCUCUUCCAAAAAACUAUUCAAACACACUUAGAAGCUGCAUCUAAACCUUAAAAGCCAAAAACAGCGUUUCAGAAGUCAUCGAAAAGAGGGCCUUACAUGGGUUUUGUUUGGUUCAGUUUUAGCAUUGUGCUAAAAGGUUCUGUAGAAGGAAAAAAAGAAGAAAAAAAAAAAAGAAAAAAGAAAAAAGAAAAAAGAAAAAAGGUGGCAUGGUGAGGACCAACCCAGGGAACCUCCGAUCCCACCUGGAACAGCGUUUAACCACAAGAUCAUAGACCAACAUCUCUCAACCACCAAAUCCCUCUUGACACUUGUUUUUUUUUUUUUUUUUUUUUGGUUGGGUUCUUCCUCCACUCUCCUUGCUUGCUUACACAUUCACUCCUCUCUCUUUUCCUAUUUCACUCAAUCCCAUUUACUGACAACCCAAAAACAAAAAAAAAAAAAAAAGGGAAAAAGAAAAAACUUCUUAAGAGACAAUGGAAAGAACGUUUUAAACAAGCUAUGUUGAAGGUUGAUUCUGGUAUGUUGAAGGUUGAUUCUGGUGGAGAAGGCUAUCAUGGCAACUGGGCAAGAAUUUGUGACACUUGUCAAGCUGCAGCAAGCACCCUCUACUGUCAUACUGAUUCAGCUUUCCUCUGUUCUGCUUGUGAUGAACGUAUUCAUGCUUCCAAUUCUUUGGCUUUUCCACAUGAACGAGUAUGGAUAUGUACUGCUUGUGAAAAUGCUCCAGCGGCUGUCACUUGCAAGGCUGAUGCUGCUUCUCUAUGUCACAGUUGUGAUGUUGAGAUACACUCUGCUAAUCCACUUGCUCACCGCCAUAACCGGGUUCCCAUAACUUCUCUUCCUAUUGUGGAGUUUCCAACCUUGACUACUUGCUUGGAUGGGCUGCAGGACCCAAUGUUAGAAAUGGGAAAUGAAAUUCUGGGUCGAGAAACUAAUGAGGAGAUUGAUGAAGGUGAAGCAGAUUCUUGGUUGUUGCUUGAUCCUGAUGAGAAUGAAAACCUGACCAGUAGUGGAUUCAAGCCUGGUGAAGCAGUUGAUGAUCAGUAUCUGGGUAUUGUGGAAUACAAUUCAACGUGUACUAAUCAUGAUCGUCAACAAGGUGAUUACAAUCAGCAGCAAACUUACAGUGUUUAUGAGGGUGAUAAUGUUAGCGAUAGUAUCGUACCGGUUCAAUCAGCUGAAGAGCAAUCACAAGUACUCCAGCACAACAUCCAAAUUAAUGGGGAGUAUGAAGCCUCAAAAGCUGUUAUCAGUAGCACCCCUUCAAGCACUCAGUGUGCCACCUUGUCCAUUUUAAAUGCAAGCAUUUUACCGAAACCAACAAUAAACAACAUCUCGAAUUCAUAUACGAAGUUUCCAAAAGUGACAGCUGAGAUCAGCCAGAACUCUUCACUUCUGAUGCCUCUCCAAAUUACUUCAACAAACAGGGAAGCAAAAGUUCUAAAAUACAGAGAAAAGAGGAAAGCAAGAAAGUUUGAGAAAAAAAUACGAUAUGCGUCAAGGAAGGCGUAUGCAGAGACCCGACCCCGAGUUAAGGGUAGGUUUGCUAGAAGAACAGACAUAGAGCUUGAAGAAGAUCAGAUGUUCUUGAUCGAAGAAUAUAGCUAUGGAAUUGUCCCAUCAUAUUGAAACCCAAUAGGAUAACUAAAACUCUUAGUUUUGCAGAAAAAUAAGUUUUUAGUUGCAAGGCUAACGCUACUCUUAGUUGUAGCUUCGUCAUAUUUCCAAGUUGUUUGAACAAUGAGUAGAUUUUUUUUUUUUCCUUUCUUUCUUUGUAUUUUGUAAUUGCAUUAAUAAAUCGAAAAUUCUAAUCAAAUUAUUCUCAA
Messenger RNA from Ziziphus jujuba (common jujube), 2751 nucleotides. RefSeq names its product zinc finger protein CONSTANS-LIKE 2. The transcript has 2 exons. NCBI's taxonomy places the organism in Eukaryota, Viridiplantae, Streptophyta, Magnoliopsida, Rosales, Rhamnaceae. Bases 1424 to 2554 code for a protein of 376 amino acids. Gene Ontology annotation, biological process: regulation of flower development. The record is from RefSeq and is a predicted model, not a curated record. Gene Ontology annotation, cellular component: nucleus. Gene Ontology annotation, molecular function: zinc ion binding; protein binding.